AUGCCAGUCGAAACAGACAUUCACACCUCCCCAUUCCCAGCCCAACCCUCCCCCCUGGGCCAGAACACCCGAAUGCCUGAAUUCAGCCUAACCGACAAGGUCGCCCUAGUCUCGGGCGCCGGUCGAGGUCUGGGCCUGACUAUAGCAGAGGCUCUGUUAGAAGCGGGGGCCAAAGUGUACGCCCUAGAUUAUCUGCAAGAGCCGAUACCGGAGUUCGUACAAGUCCAGCAGCGCGCCAAGGCCUGGAAUACCGAGCUGCAGUACCGCUGUGUCGACGUGCGUGACACAGUCAUCCUCAAUAGAGUCAUCGAGGAUAUCGCCAAUCAUGAGCAUCGUAUUGAUGGCCUAGUCGCCGCAGCUGCGAUCCAGCAGGAGACGCCCGCUCUGGAGUACACUGCUAAAGAUAGUAAUGCCUUGCUUGAGGUUAAUGUCACGGGCGUGUUCAUGACGGCACAGGCUGUGGCGAGGCAGAUGAUUCGUUUUGGGAAUGGGGGGAGUAUCACCCUAAUCGCUAGUAUGAGCGGUACUGUCGUUAAUAGGGGUUUAAUCUGCCCCGUCUACAACGCAAGCAAAGCAGCCGUCAUCCAACUAGCCCGCAACCUCGCCGCCGAAUGGGGCCAGUAUAAUAUUCGCGUCAACACCCUCUCCCCGGGCUACAUUCUCAGCCCUAUGUUGGAGAUGCUGUUUGUGGAGUAUCCAGAGCGUCGCGACCAACUUGCUAAAGAGAAUAUGCUAGGUCGUCUAUCCGGUCCCCGGGAGUACCGCGGUGCGGCUGUCUUCUUGCUUUCUAAUGCUAGUAGUUUCAUGACUGGUAGUGACCUCCGCAUAGACGGGGGUCAUGCAGCAUGGUGA
Penicillium samsonianum is the source of this 852-nucleotide messenger RNA. RefSeq lists its product as uncharacterized. Gene Ontology annotation, molecular function: oxidoreductase activity, acting on NAD(P)H, oxygen as acceptor. Bases 1 to 852 code for a protein of 283 amino acids. The record is from RefSeq and is a predicted model, not a curated record. Lineage: Eukaryota; Fungi; Ascomycota; Eurotiomycetes; Eurotiales; Aspergillaceae. The transcript is spliced from 3 exons. Gene Ontology annotation, cellular component: intracellular anatomical structure.